This is a messenger RNA of Paramecium octaurelia, 1250 nucleotides long. Lineage: Eukaryota; Ciliophora; Oligohymenophorea; Peniculida; Parameciidae. The record is from the annotation of a GenBank genome assembly.
AUGUGGAGGAGAGCCUUUUAAAACUGUCUCAAGAUUGCAUUCAUUGGAUCAUCUAUCACGUUUACUUCUAGCUUUGUAUUUUCUUAAGAAUAAUUAUAUGCAUGGGUAAUCUAAUACAUUAUACUCAGGGAUGGAAUAAUUUUGGAUAACUAGGCAUAGGAAAUUCGAUAUCAUAAUAUUCUCCUCAGCUGGUCCCUAUAUAGGAUGUUUUAUUUGUAGCAUGUAAAUCAAGUGUUUCUGCAGCAAUUGAUAAAUCUGGAAAAUUGUAUACAUGGGGAAGAUCAAAGUUUGGACUCUUAGGAAAUGGAUAAGUGGAAAAUAUAAAUGUUCCUGCACUUGUCGAAUGUUUAAAACAUCUUAAUUUCAAAUAUGUUGCAUGCGGUAAUUAUCAUAUGGCUGCAAUAACCACUGACGGACAAUUGUAUACAUGGGGUAAUUUUGAUCAUGGCAAACUUGGUCAUUCAUUUGACAACUCAGCCAAAUUGCCGUCUAGAGAAAAAUACGAAUAUUAAAAGAAUUUGGGAUCUGCUAAAUUACCAGAAUUAGUAUAAUUAAAUUUUAAAGUACAACAAGUAGCCUUAGGGGAUCAAUUUACUAUAAUACUUUCAGAAGAUGGCAAUGUUUAUUCGGUGGGAUUGAAUAAAAAAGGUAUUUUAGGCUUUCAAACAAAAAAUGUUGAUGAACCUACUUUUAAACAAAUUCCUAAUUUAAAAAAUAUAGUAUAAAUUGAUAGUGGUACUGAUUUUAGUGUUGCACUUGAUUCAGAUGGAAAGUAUGUAUGAAUAUUAAUUAGUCUGUUCGCAUGGGGUAGUAAUUACUUCGGAUAAUUAGGAACUCCAAGUCCUUCAGUAAUUUAAACACCAUAACAAAUUAAGGGAUUGCCAAAGAUUAAACAAUUUUCCUGUGGAGAAUAAUUCAUUGGGGCUUUGAGUACAGAUGGAGUAUUAUAUACUUGGGGUUUUGGAGGAGACGGCUAAUUGGGAACACCAAGCAAAUAAGAUAUACCCACACCUCAUAAAAUAUAAUUUGAUCAAAAUAUUGAUAAGGUCUCAUGUGGAUAAGCUCAUGUAGGCAUCGUUAGUAAUAAUAAACUCUACAUGCACGGAAGAGGAAAAGAAGGUUAAUUAGGUAGGGGUUCAGAGACUGAAUCCCCUAAUAGUAGUAGAUACUCUCCUUUAUUAGUUAUGGAAAAUGUUGUAAAGAUUGCAUGUGGAGGAAGUCACUCUUUUGCUGUUGUCAACUAAAAAUGA